Molecule: messenger RNA, 1766 nt
Organism: Penaeus chinensis
Lineage: Eukaryota; Metazoa; Arthropoda; Malacostraca; Decapoda; Penaeidae
Product: meiotic sister-chromatid recombination protein 3-like
Exons: 5
Coding region: 430-1638 (402 amino acids)
Source: RefSeq, a predicted model, not a curated record
AAACCAGUAUCGUGUUUACAAAGGGGCCAUGAGGACUUGUCUGUGGAAAUUGGGAGCAUUUUUAGUACACUUGAUCCAUACGUGGUGAUAAUGAGACGUCUGAAAUGUUUUUUUAACAGAGAAAAUAAUAAGAAUGACGAGUGAAUAACGAGAUUUAGUUUUUUUAUGUAUAAAAAAAGCAAGUUUGAAUGUUUGAUUCAUAUUCAUCUGUGGAAUUUAUUUUCUAUACGAGGUUCGAAAGGUGACGAAUCAAUAGUGUGGAUUUUGGAAAUUUUGUGCGUUUUAAUAGAAGACCGUCGAUGAUUUUGGAAAAUCUGAGGAUAUACACUUGAUUGUUUUUUUAUACACCUGACCCAAGACGACCUCGUGACCUGGCCUGUCCGACGCGACCUGGCAAGUGACCCUUCUUCAGGACCUCUGGAUAACCCCAUGCCCUGCAGAGGACAAGUUUUAAUAAGCUUAUUUAUCGCCGUAAUCAUGAGCAGUCGCGACGUUCUAUACCGGACGGUGCUGCGGGGUGCCCAGCCGGAGUCCCCCCAGGUCACCCCGUCCUCGACUGACCUGUCCCCCAUGUCCAGCCUGGCCUUCACCCUCCACCACGGGGCCUCCCUCUCCCAGACGCCCCGGAGGAAGCUCUCCCUCUCGUCGACCCUCUCCGACACCCCCCAGUCGUGUCACGAGGCGUCGCUCGUCUGUUCGAGUUUCCUCCACGAGUCCUUUGCCUCGGAGGCCGGCCAGGAAGACAGCCCCGUGUCGCCCUCACGCCGCUUCAUGUCCCGCAACAAGGAGAACUUCCCCUCGCCCUACUACUCCCCCUCCCACAGCGCCGUCAUCCCCGCCCGCACCCGCGUCAGCCCCCUGAAGGACGUGCAGAACACCGUCAACAGGAACCUCAACUUCAGUCCCCUCAGCAAGCUGGUGUCUCCUUCGAAGAGGGUCUUCAACUCGCCACAGAAGCCUUCCCCUCCGGAGGACUUCGACACCAACUCGCAGGACAGCGGGUACUCGGAGAGUGGCAAGAAGCUGGAGGACGACUGCUUCAGCGUGCCCGUCAGCUGUGCGCCCCGCAAGCUUAACCUGGACCUGUCGCCAGCUAAGCCCCAGACGAUGGUGUCCCCCGUGAAGCCCGUCGCCGCCCUCACCACCGUCUUCUCCUCCACCACAUCCACACCCGUCUCGUCCACGGCGUCGUCCUCCGAGGACCGCCGGAGGCCCUUCAGGAAGUUCUCCUCCCUAAGCAAGGGCGACGAGGAAGAUGCCCUGCUCAUGGACCUCAUGGACGAGGUGCCCAGCCAGAACGAACAGCAGCCUAUCAUCGGAUUCUCCAGCCUGCUGUCGGCGCCCAUCCAGCCGCCCGCAGCCUCUAAGCCAUCCGCCCUCCCCACAGCCACCACCACAACCACCUUCGGCAACCGCCCCUCCAUCAGAAGGUGCCUCUCCAUGCUCGACACCACGCCCACCUCAUCCAGAGUGCAUUCCCUGAGGCCUUCCCUCGAAUCCAGCCUGUCCUUCAAGCGGCCGCAGCCUCCCACAGACCUCUCGUCGCAGGUGGACUGCAAGCGGCGGAAGGCAGGACGAGCCCGCGUCCCCCCUCACCUCCAACGCCUCCCCCACCGUCGUCUCGGCGACAUCCAGUGAAAACCUCCGGUCCCCGCUCGCACUCCGACAGAACUCCGCCCCCGAGGCAAGCACGACACACACCGUCAAGCCCAAGCUCCAGCGAAGCCACUCCGAGAGCCACGUCUCCAUCAUGAAGGCGUUGAACA